This is a messenger RNA of Populus nigra (black poplar), 1586 nucleotides long. RefSeq lists its product as uncharacterized. The coding region runs from base 357 to 1349 and encodes 330 amino acids. Lineage: Eukaryota; Viridiplantae; Streptophyta; Magnoliopsida; Malpighiales; Salicaceae. The transcript is spliced from 7 exons. The record is from RefSeq and is a predicted model, not a curated record. Gene Ontology annotation, molecular function: protein binding.
GUGACGGAGGGAGUCUCGAAAUAAGGUUGACCGCUCUCCCUAGUCUCCACAGAAUCUUCAGUCAAAACUAAAAAGCUCGUGCCCCCUACGUGCUCUCCCUCCUUUUAUCAGCUCUCUCCCUCUCAACUACCGAUCCCAAAAUUGAAAUCUCACAGGGAUCCUUUUUUUUCCUCUUAAUUUUACUGAGAGAAGCCAAUCUUUCUGCUCUUGUUAUAGAUUAGGGUUUUGAUUUUUGCUAGGUUAACCAAUAAUGGUUAUGUGUUGUGAUUGUGUGUUGCCAUUCUAGUUGAUUGUUAUUAUUAUUAUUGUAUAAAUUAAAUUUGAUUAGCUAGGGUUUUGUAUUUGGGGAUUUUGACAUGACAGAAACUUCGAAAGCUCGCGUCACCAUUACUCUUGGCCGCAGUGGUCAGGUGGUAAAGAGAGCUGCAACGAUAUCGGGUGAUUAUUCCAAUUCUCAGCAAGGUGCUGGGAGUAAGCGGUCUGUUAUGGAUAGAUUAGGACACCAACUUAGCAACAAACGGCAAAGAGGGGACAGUAGUUUGACAAGUUUAGGUUCUAAUGGUGUGAAAGAUGGUCGCAUUGAUAAAGAUGACCUUCGAUACAAACUCAUGCAAAAGAAUGUAUUUAGAAGAGCUCAAAGUGAUGAUGACCAGAAAACCAUGGACCUCCGUGAAAAGCUUUCUAGGACAGUUCAGCCUUCAGGCCAUCCACUCAGUACCAAUCUUGAUGCACGGCAGCGUAUGCCUGAGCCAAUGGACACUAGUAUCUUAGGGAGAAUUCCUCCAACAAGAAGUGCAGAUGAUCUACAUCACAUGUACUCCUCUAGAAAUUCUUUUUCUUCUUGGACUUUGGAUCAUAUACGACGAAGAUCUCCGGAUAGAGUUAUAAGUUCUUCUAGGGGUUUAUCGCCACCCAGAAACGUGGAUAAUCUACAGCGAAGGCCUUUGAACAGGACAUAUGAUGAUUUUAGAACAGUUUCAUAUAUGAAUAAAGAUGCUCUUGAUGCUCCAAGGUCUGUGAGCAGUUCCUCAACUUUUAUGACAAAAUCUGCCAUGCCUCCACCAUCAACUGUACCUGCUACGUCUGUGGCACCACGUAUGAGCCAACUUCCUCCACCAAGUGGCCUUGUGCAUAAGAGUUCAUAUGCGGCUGAAGAACAACAAACUGUUGAAGGCCUACUACAUUCAUUGGGAUUAGGGAAAUAUGCCAUUCUUUUCAAGGCUGAGGAGGUAGAUAUGCCUGCAUUGAAGCAGAUGGGGGAAAGUGACCUCAAAGAGCUGGGCAUACCUAUGGGGCCAAGAAAGAAGAUUCUUCUUGCACUCCUGCCUCGUUCCAAAUGGCAUCCUUGACGGUUGUACUUUGAGAUUCUAGUGAUGCUUGGAUUAUGUAGGUUGUAAUCUAAAAUGAGAAGCUCGUAUUGAACAAUCUUUUUGUGAAGUAUUAUUUUGUGCGUUUGUCCUCAUUUUAGGUUAGGAACGGCCCACGAAUCUAUUGUCAAAUAAUUGCUUCCAAGAUAUAACUCUAUUAGUAAGCAUUUUGAUUCCUGGCAGAGGAAAAUUUUGAGAUGCAGGAUUUUUUUCCAUUAA